Messenger RNA from Hyaena hyaena (striped hyena), 1491 nucleotides. RefSeq names its product C-type lectin domain family 12 member B (gene CLEC12B). Bases 1 to 831 code for a protein of 276 amino acids. Gene Ontology annotation, cellular component: external side of plasma membrane. The record is from RefSeq and is a predicted model, not a curated record. Gene Ontology annotation, molecular function: signaling receptor regulator activity; protein phosphatase binding. Lineage: Eukaryota; Metazoa; Chordata; Mammalia; Carnivora; Hyaenidae. The transcript is spliced from 6 exons. Gene Ontology annotation, biological process: natural killer cell inhibitory signaling pathway; negative regulation of signaling receptor activity.
AUGUCUGAAGAAGUGACUUAUGCGACACUCACAUUUCAGGAUUCUGUUGGAGCAAGAAAUAACCAGGAUAGAAAUAACCUAAGGAAAAGAGGGUAUCCAGCUCAUUCCCCAACAUGGCGCCAGGCUGCCUUGAGUCUGUUAAUUCUUUGUUUGAUGCUGCUGAUUGGGCUGAUGACCUUGGGGAUUGUGUUUUUGCAGACAUCUAAUGGAAUUAACUCAGAUUCAGAGAGAUUAAAUCAACUGCAAAAAAUCAUCCACCAAUGGCAAGAUAAUUUAUCCCAGCAGCUGAGCAACUACAAGAAUCUUCCCACCAAGGAGGAAUAUCUCAAAUCCCAGAUCUCCAGUCUAUUGAAGCGGCAGGGACAGAUGGCCGUCAAACUCUGCCAAGAGCUGUUCAUUCACACUUCAGACCACAAAUGCAAUCCUUUCCCUAAGAUGUGGCAAUGGUACCAAAACAGCUGCUAUUAUUUUGCAACAAAUGAGGAGGCUACGUGGACUAAUAGUAGAAAUAACUGCCUAGACCAGAACUCCACCUUGGUGAAGAUAGAUAGCUUGGAGGAAAAGGAUUUUCUGAAGUCACAGCCAUUACCAAAGUUUUCUUUCUUCUGGUUGGGCUUAUCACGGAAUCUAUCUGGAAGGAGCUGGCUAUGGGAGGAUGGCUCCAUUCCUUCUCCAUCCUUAUUCAGCACUAUAGAAUAUGCCCAGAUCAAUGGAUCCAAAGGAUGUGCCUAUUUUCAGAAAGGAAAGAUUUACAUUUCCCGCUGCAGUGCUGAAAUUUCUUGGAUUUGUGAGAAGAAGGCUCCAUUAGUGAAGACUGAAGAUCUGGAUUAAUAUGCACCUUCUGGAUUCACCAAGACGUAAGGGACUUGUGAUUCCGUUCAGGUGAAAAAAGAGAAAGCUACCCAACCACAGCCAAAAACAGUUGAAAAGAUUACUGUGUAUUUAAACAAUCAGACAAAUAAACUUCACAGAACAUUUUGCAUGUCAUCGUCUGAUGGCUUCUGAGCUGAUGGUCUGGUUGUUGCUGGGAACCUACAGGGAAUAGCUACUGAGUGGCCCUAUUAUUCUAUCUCAGCAUCAUUUCACUGAAUUUCCUCCCUCAAAUAAAAGGCUCUUUUCCUGCCUUGUUAUGGCACAUGUGCAAGUGUACAGGGGUGACAUUUAAAUAUUUAGCAACCAGAAUUGGCAGAGGCCACAGCACUGGAAAAACAUUCAGGAGACCCUGCUGUGAUAGAGGUCUGGAAGAUUCUGGGAUAGGGAUCCUGGUGUGUAGAGCAGCAGCAUUAUACCAACAGAUUUGAAAAUAUUUUAGUAUCUUGGCAAAUGGUUUGUUUGUACCCUGUGUACCAGCUUUGUCAUAUAGGUAAAGUAGCACGUUGUUUAGUAUUUAUGUUAUCAUUUUUUUCAGAUUAGUAAUGUUGAGGUUAUUGUCUUGGUAAUCUGGGAAUUAGAAAUUGUGUGAAGAUAUCAAAAUUGCACCAGCAUACUUCU